Messenger RNA from Penicillium egyptiacum, 1035 nucleotides. Lineage: Eukaryota; Fungi; Ascomycota; Eurotiomycetes; Eurotiales; Aspergillaceae. The record is from the annotation of a GenBank genome assembly.
AUGGGGAAGCCAUUCCAAAGCAUUCGUGCCUCUAUAGUAGGCAAAUUCCAAGACGGUAUCGGCGAAAAGAUCCCACAGUGGAUUCGGGCAAAUGGCGGCCAGUUCUCGAGAGAGGUGAGCCCGCGAGUUACCCAUCUCAUCGCCACAAAGGAGGCAUUCAAAACCCAUGCAGCUCCAGUCGAAUCUGCCAAGAAGAUCGGCACCGUCAAGAUCGUCUCAUACGAUUGGCUUGAAGACUCACUGCUGUCAACCACCCGCAGGCCAAAACCGGAGGGGCCAUAUCUUCUGAAGAAUCUGAUGAAGCCCGAGAAGAAGGAAGUCCAGAAGAACAAGGUCACGACGAAGUCCGCAGAGGUAACCAAGGAGAUCAAAGCCAAGAUUCCAAAACGUGCGAUAGCUGAUCCUUUUCUCGGUUCAAAGGGCAAAAGAAAGCCCGUGCGUCGUGUGUACCAGGACAGAAAGACAGGUGUAGUCUAUAGCACCACCUUGUUCCGCCCGUCAAAACCGCCAGGCACUAGCAGAGAAAAGCACCAGUUGACUCUUUUCGAAUCCAUCGCCGAACCACAUACCUACUCAGCUUACGCCAAAUUCAGCCGCGUUGGCACAUCCAAUGUUGAGCUUCUGGCGGGACCAAGGUGCAAGCUCGAGCUUGCCGUGGGCAAAUUCAAGCAGUUCUUCAAGGAACAGACUGGCAAGGAAUGGGAUGAAAGAGCAAACGGAAAAAUGCCACCCCCAAAGACAGACCUGGACGGAAACAGGUUGCCUGUUCAUGAGGGGUGGUUCUAUCUUGAGGAAAAGACAACUAUCCUCGGUACAUUCCUCAGGGAACCCCAGAGCACAAGUUGUCAAGGAUCCACUGGCCACAUCGCAUGCGAUGGUACCAAGGAGGACGGUAUUGAGGAAAAGAUGGCAAACCACCAAGUUGCGGAUGGCGGCGAAGAUAACUUCGAAAACCGAGAUGAAGAUGGCGGUGAAGAUGGAGGCGAAGACGGAUCUGAAGCUAAUGAUGAUGAGGAGGAGGAAAUGGAUAGGUAG